GGGCCCCGCCCACGCCGUUCCCCGGAUUCAAAUGCUGCGGCGGGACGCCUGGGGCGGAGCGGAGCGCUGACUGGCGGGGUCGGUUGAGGUGGGGAGAUGUUGAAGUUUAAGUAUGGAGCACGGAAUCUGCCGGACGCUGGUGCUGCUGAAUCCAUUGCCAGCCGGGCCUCCAGGUUGAAUCUUUUCUUCCAGGGGAAACCACCCUUCAUGACUCAACAGCAGAUGUCUCCUCUUUCCCGGGAAGGGAUAUUAGAUGCCCUCUUUGUUCUCUUUAAAGAAUGCAGUCAGCCUGCUCUGAUGAAGAUUAAGCACGUGAGCAACUUUGUCCAGAAGUAUUCUGACAUCAUAGCUGAGUUGCAGGAGCUCCAGCCUUCAGCAAAGGACUUUGAAGUGAGAAGUGUCGUAGGUUGCGGUAACUUUGCCGAAGUGCAGGUGGUCAGAGAGAAAGCGACCGGGGACAUCUACGCCAUGAAAGUCAUGAAGAAGAAGGCUUUGUUGGCCCAGGAGCAGGUUUCCUAUUUUGAGGAAGAACAGAACAUAUUAUCUCGGAGCACAAGCCCUUGGAUCCCGCAGUUACAGUAUGCCUUUCAGGACAAAAAUAAUGUUUAUCUGGUCAUGGAAUAUCAGCCUGGAGGGGAUUUGCUGUCACUUUUGAACAGAUAUGAGGACCAGUUAGAUGAAAAUAUGAUUCAGUUUUACCUAGCUGAACUCAUUUUGGCUGUUCACAGCGUUCAUCAGAUGGGAUAUGUACAUCGAGACAUCAAGCCCGAGAACAUCCUCAUUGACCGAAUGGGACACAUCAAGCUGGUGGAUUUUGGAUCAGCUGCUAAAAUGAACUCAAAUAAGAUGGUGAAUGCCAGACUCCCAGUUGGGACCCCAGAUUACAUGGCCCCUGAAGUGUUGACCGUCAUGAAUGGGGACGGAAAAGGUGCCUAUGGCCUAGACUGUGAUUGGUGGUCGGUGGGAGUUAUUGCUUAUGAGAUGGUUUAUGGAAGGUCCCCAUUCACUGAGGGAACCUCAGCCAGAACCUUCAGUAACAUCAUGAAUUUCCAGCGGUUUUUGAAGUUUCCAGAUGAUCCCAAAGUUAGCAGUGAAUUACUUGAUCUGAUCCAAAGUUUGUUGUGUGGCCAGAAAGAGAGACUGAAGUUUGAAGGCCUUUGCUGUCAUCCUUUCUUCUCUAAAAUCGACUGGAGUAACAUUCGAAACUCUCCUCCCCCCUUCGUUCCCACCCUCAAGUCUGAUGAUGACACCUCCAAUUUUGAUGAACCAGAGAAGAAUUCGUGGGUUUCAUCCUCUCCGUGCCAGCUGAACCCCUCAGGUUUCUCAGGAGAAGAACUGCCGUUUGUGGGGUUUUCGUAUAGCAAGGCACUGGGAAUUCUUGGUAGAUCUGAGUCUGUUGUGUCAAGUCUGGACUCCCCUGCCAAGACUAGCUCCAUGGAAAAGAAACUUCUCAUCAAAAGCAAAGAGCUGCAAGACUCCCAGGACAAGUGUCACAAGAUGGAGCAGGAAAUGACCCGGUUACAUCGGAGAGUGUCAGAGGUGGAGGCUGUGCUUAGUCAGAAGGAGGUGGAGCUGAAGGCCUCUGAGACUCAGAGAUCCCUCCUGGAGCAGGACCUUGCUACCUACAUCACAGAGUGCAGUAGCUUAAAGCGAAGUUUGGAGCAAGCACGGAUGGAGGUGUCCCAGGAGGACGACAAAGCACUGCAGCUUCUCCACGAUAUCAGAGAGCAGAGCCGGAAGCUCCAAGAAAUCAAAGAGCAGGAGUACCAGGCUCAAGUGGAAGAAAUGAGGUUAAUGAUGAAUCAGUUGGAAGAGGACCUGGUUUCGGCCAGAAGACGGAGUGAUCUCUAUGAAUCGGAGCUCAGAGAGUCUCGGCUGGCCGCCGAAGAGUUCAAGCGGAAAGCAACAGAAUGUCAGCAUAAAUUGAUGAAGGCUAAAGAUCAAGGGAAGCCUGAAGUGGGAGAAUAUGCCAAACUGGAGAAGAUCAAUGCUGAGCAGCAGCUCAAAAUUCAGGAGCUCCAAGAGAAGCUGGAAAAGGCCGUGAAAGCCAGCACGGAGGCCACCGAGCUGCUGCAGAACAUCCGCCAGGCGAAGGAGCGGGCCGAGCGCGAGCUGGAGAAGCUGCACAGCCGCGAGGACUCUUCCGAAGGCAUCAGGAAGAAGCUGGUGGAAGCCGAGGAACGCCGCCACUCUCUGGAGAACAAGGUAAAGAGGCUAGAGACCAUGGAGCGUAGAGAAAACAGACUGAAGGAUGACAUCCAGACAAAGUCCCAACAGAUCCAGCAGAUGGCUGAUAAAAUUCUGGAACUGGAGGAGAAGCACCGAGAAGCCCAGGUCUCAGCCCAGCACCUGGAGGUGCACCUGAAACAGAAAGAACAGCACUACGAGGAAAAAAUUAAAGUGUUGGACAAUCAGAUAAAGAAAGACCUAGCCGACAAGGAAACUUUGGAGAACCUGAUGCAGAGACACGAAGAGGAGGCCCACGAGAAAGGCAAGAUUCUCAGCGAACAGAAGGCGAUGAUCAACGCCAUGGAUUCCAAGAUCAGAUCCCUGGAACAGAGGAUAGUGGAAUUGUCGGAAGCCAAUAAACUUGCGGCAAACAGCAGUCUCUUUACCCAGAGGAAUAUGAAGGCCCAGGAAGAAAUGAUUUCAGAACUCAGGCAGCAGAAGUUUUACCUGGAGACACAGGCUGGGAAACUGGAGGCCCAGAACCGGAAGCUGGAGGAGCAGCUGGAAAAAAUCAGCCACCAAGACCACAGCGACAAGAAUCGCCUGCUGGAGCUGGAGACCAGGCUGAGGGAGGUCAGUCUAGAGCAUGAAGAGCAGAAACUGGAGCUCAAGCGCCAGCUCACGGAGCUGCAGCUCUCUCUGCAGGAGCGCGAGUCUCAGCUGACAGCCCUGCAGGCAGCCCGGGCAGCUCUGGAGAGCCAGCUCCGCCAGGCAAAGACGGAGCUGGAAGAGACAACAGCGGAAGCAGAAGAAGAGAUCCAGGCACUCACGGCACAUAGAGAUGAAAUCCAGCGCAAAUUUGAUGCCCUUCGUAACAGCUGUACUGUAAUCACAGACCUGGAGGAGCAGCUAAACCAGCUGACGGAGGACAACGCUGAGCUCAACAACCAAAAUUUCUACUUGUCCAAACAACUUGAUGAGGCCUCUGGCGCCAGCGACGAGAUCGUACAGCUGCGAAGUGAGGUAGACCAUCUCCGCCGCGAGAUCACAGAGAGGGAGAUGCAGCUCACCAGCCAGAAGCAAACGAUGGAGGCUCUGAAGACCACCUGCACAAUGCUGGAGGAGCAGGUCAUGGACCUGGAGGCCCUGAACGACGAGCUGCUGGAAAAAGAGCGGCAGUGGGAGGCCUGGAGGAGCGUCCUUGGUGACGAGAAGUCCCAGUUUGAGUGUCGGGUUCGGGAGUUACAGAGGAUGCUGGACACCGAGAAGCAGAGCAGGGCGAGGGCCGAUCAGCGGAUCACCGAGUCGCGCCAGGUGGUCGAGCUGGCAGUGAAGGAGCACAAGGCUGAGAUUCUGGCCCUGCAGCAGGCUCUCAAGGAACAGAAGCUGAAGGCCGAGAGUCUCUCCGACAAGCUCAAUGACCUGGAGAAGAAACACGCCAUGCUUGAAAUGAACGCCCGAAGUUUACAACAGAAGCUGGAGACGGAACGAGAGCUCAAACAAAGGCUUCUGGAAGAGCAAGCCAAGUUACAGCAGCAGAUGGACAUGCAAAAGAGUCAUAUUUUCCGUCUGACUCAAGGGCUACAAGAAGCUCUAGAUCGGGCUGAUCUGCUGAAGACAGAAAGGAGUGAUCUGGAAUAUCAGCUAGAGAACAUUCAGGUUCUCUAUUCUCAUGAAAAGGUGAAAAUGGAAGGCACUAUUUCUCAACAAACCAAGCUCAUCGAUUUUCUGCAAGCCAAAAUGGACCAACCUGCUAAAAAGAAAAAGGGUUUAUUUAGUCGACGGAAAGAGGACCCUGCUUUGCCCACACAGGUUCCUCUGCAGUACAAUGAGCUGAAGGUGGCUCUGGAGAAGGAGAAAGCUCGCUGCGCGGAGCUCGAGGAAGCCCUGCAGAAGACCCGCAUCGAGCUCCGUUCCGCCCGGGAGGAAGCUGCCCACCGGAAAGCCGCAGACCACCCGCACCCGUCCACGCCGGCCACCGCCAGGCAGCAGAUCGCCAUGUCCGCCAUCGUGCGGUCGCCCGAGCACCAGCCCAGCGCCCUGAGCCUGCUCGCCCCGCCAUCCAGCCGCAGGAAGGAGUCUUCGACUCCAGAGGAAUUCAGCCGGCGUCUUAAGGAGCGCAUGCACCACAACAUUCCUCACCGGUUCAACGUAGGACUGAACAUGCGAGCCACGCAGUGCGCCGUGUGUCUGGAUACCGUGCACUUCGGGCGCCAGGCAUCCAAGUGUCUUGAAUGUCAGGUCAUGUGUCAUCCCAAGUGCUCCACGUGCUUGCCAGCUACCUGUGGCCUGCCAGCCGAAUAUGCCACGCACUUCACUGAGGCCUUCUGCCGUGACAAAAUGAACUCCCCGGGUCUCCAGACCAAGGAGCCCAGCAGCGGCUUGCACCUGGAAGGGUGGAUGAAGGUGCCCAGGAAUAACAAACGAGGACAGCAAGGCUGGGACAGGAAGUACAUCGUCCUGGAGGGCUCGAAAGUCCUCAUUUACGACAAUGAAGCCAGAGAAGGUCUCCCCACUGAAGACCCUGCAGGGCGCUGCCUGAAGAUUCCACCUGCUCAUACACCUUCCGAGAACUUCCGCCUCAGCCAACUAACCCAUAAAUCCGCAUCAGUUCAGCUCACCAUGUCUUCUUUUUUCUCUCUCUCUUUUUCUUUCUCAUGUGAAAAGAAAUUGCUUGGAAACUCGCUGCUGAAACUGGAAGGCGAUGACCGGCUCGACAUGAACUGCACGCUGCCCUUCAGCGACCAGGUGGUGCUGGUGGGCACCGAGGAAGGGCUGUACGCGCUGAAUGUCUUGAAGAACUCCCUCACCCACGUCCCAGGGAUCGGAGCAGUCUUCCAUUACAUCAUCAAGGACCUGGAGAAGCUCCUCAUGAUCGCAGGAGAAGAGCGGGCCCUGUGUCUCGUGGACGUGAAGAAAGUGAAACAGUCCCUCGCACAGUCUCACCUUCCCGCCCAGCCGGACAUCUCACCCAACAUCUUCGAAGCCGUCAAGGGCUGCCACUUGUUUGCUGCCGGCAAGAUUGAGAGCGGGCUCUGCAUCUGUGCGGCCAUGCCCAACAAAGUUGUCAUUCUCCGCUACAACGAAAACCUCAGCAAGUACUGCAUUCGGAAAGAGAUCGAGACCUCGGAGCCCUGCAGCUGUGUCCACUUCACCAACUACAGUAUCCUCAUCGGAACCAAUAAAUUCUACGAAAUUGACAUGAAGCAGUACACGCUGGAGGAAUUCCUGGAUAAGAACGACCAUUCCUUGGCGCCUGCCGUGUUUGCCUCCUCUUCCCACAGUUUCCCCGUGUCCAUCAUGCAGGUGAACGGCACGGGGCAGCGGGAGGAGUUCCUGCUCUGCUUCCAUGAGUUUGGGGUGUUCGUGGAUUCUUAUGGAAGACGCAGCCGCACAGAUGAUCUCAAGUGGAGUCGCUUACCUUUGGCCUUCGCCUACAGAGAACCUUAUCUGUUUGUGACCCACUUCAACUCACUCGAAGUAAUCGAGAUCCAGGCCCGCUCCUCUCUGGGGACCCCUGCCCGAGCGUACCUGGAAAUCCCGAACCCACGCUACCUGGGCCCUGCAAUUUCCUCGGGAGCGAUUUACCUGGCAUCCUCGUAUCAGGAUAAAUUAAGGGUCAUCUGCUGCAAAGGAAACCUCGUCAAGGAGACCGGCACUGACCACCACCGGGGCCCGUCCACCUCCCGCAGCCCCAACAAGCGAGGCCCGCCGACGUACAACGAGCACAUCACCAAGCGCGUGGCCUCCAGCCCGGCGCCUCCCGAGGGCCCCAGCCACCCGCGAGAGCCCGGCACGCCGCACCGCUACCGCGAGGGGCGGACCGAGCUGCGCAGGGACAAGUCUCCAGGCCGCCCCCUGGAGCGGGAGAAGUCCCCCGGCCGCAUGCUCAGCACGCGCAGGGAGCGCUCCCCCGGGAGGCUGUUUGAGGACGGCAGCAGGGGCCGGCUGCCCGUGGGAGCCGUGAGGACCCCGCUGUCCCAGGUCAACAAGGUCUGGGACCAGUCUUCAGUAUAAAGCUCAGCCAGAAAACCCAACUCCUCAUCUUGAGCUGCAGGAAAACACCAACCGCACUAUGGAACGCUGCUGAAAGGGACCCCCAGUGCCCACAGCGCAGCUGGACCGAGACCCGCCUCAGCACGGACAGCCUGCAGCCAGGAGGGGCUGGGGCUCCUGGGAGCUGCCGGCACCCUCCUGCAGUCACCCUCUUUGCACUUUGUUACUCUUUCAAAGCAUUCAUAAACUUUUGUACCUAGCUCUAGCCUGUACCAGUUCAUCACAGGAAACCAACCGGGGGCUAACUACGAUGUGGUUAGAAUCCUAAUUAAUAGCUACUUUAAGAUCCUAGGGUUGGUUGGGUUUUUGUUUUUCUGUUUUCUUUUUUUUUUUUUUUAAAGACAACAGACUUCUUAAUAGAUUUGAAUAGCACCGUAUUUCCUGUUGUAGUCAUUUGUAGCAGGUCACACAAUCAGGUCUUUACUACCGACAUGUAUCGUAGAAGAGCCCCUGUCAUUGGCUAACCUCCCACGCUCACCUAGGUCCACUCUCACCUAGGUCCACUCUCUCCUUCAGUCCAUCCUCACAGAUGGCCCUGUCUUACCCAGGGUGACAUCUUAGCCAAAUGUUUACCGUUCUCAUUGCCUUUUAUGGCCUUGACGACUUCCCCUCCCACCAGCUGCGAAUGUACGGAGGUCUCGGGCCCGGCUCAGAGGCAGUGACUUGGGGCCAAGGGACCACAAGGAGCUUUUCCCUCCCUGCCCCUCAGCGUCACCCACCGGCCUCCUGUCUCCGCUUUCCAUGUAGCUUUGGCCAGGAAAGCAUGCAACAGACUUGCUCUGAGCCCGGCACCGAUGGGGCCCCGGGUCCAGGCAGGGGCCGGGCGCACUCACCUCCUGUCGUGAUGGCGCACUCGCCCCGGCUCCCCGGGCUGGGAAGAGAGCCCCAGGAGUUCUGCACGGCGGUUCACUGCAUGCGCUGCCCCCCGACCUGGCCGCCCCCUUGGGUUGCUCUGCCGAUGCACUAGUUCCAUCCCAUAGCUCCCGCCGAACCGAGACCCUCUGGGACUUGCCAACUCACCGGCCACAAGCUGCAGUCUGUAGCACUGAACAAACAAAAACCAAACGCUCAAGCCUUACGACCAGAGAAGGAUUCCAGCAAACCACACCGCACACUUGCACACCUCCCUGCUGACGCCCGCGCAGACAACUCUGCUCACACACAAUCCACCAGGUUCUACCCCACGAAGACUGUGACUUCCCAAACGAGCCUCUCCCUAGGGCUAGACUAAGACCAGGAAGUUCAAGAAGGAAACCGCAGCUCAACUCUCCCACCCCAGCCGGGCGGGGAAGCCCUCCUUAGGUGCCGUGCGGCUCACCCAGUUUCUCUCUCCCCUCCGGCGGUGCGAGGUUCCUGGCAACCGGUAAAGAACCAACUAGAGGCUUUGCAGUUGGCAAGCUAACUAGCGGCCUUAUUUCUGCCUUUAAUCUCCCACCAGGCCUCUCUUGCUUCUCCACACCUCAAACCACCAGGGCACAUCCUAGGUAAGCUGACAGGUAGACCUGUUCCCGCCGCAGCUGGCGAACGUGACCGCGUUUUAACCCUGUGUCCACGGUUCAGCUCACUUUCCAGAUUGCAACCUGGCCUGAGUCCCAGCUCCUUCCUGCUCGUCUCUUAACCGAAGUGCUUUCUUGUUUGAAACACCCACGGCCCUUCCUCCACGUUGUCGCAUCCUUGGCCAGUGUCAUGCUGUCGCGUUCUAUACGUUGCUUCGUCUUUGGGGUCACGCUGCAUCCCCUCCCUCCUCCAGGGCAGAUCUGACUGAAUGUUUGCUGAAGUUUCUGUCUCUUGGUCCACAAGUAUUUGGAGAGGUCACUGGAAAUUGGUGUUUUAGUCUUGGCAUCUCAUUUAGGAUCUCCAUGAGAAAUGGGCUUCUUAGCCCUCAAAGUGUAUAUCGUGUGUCUCAUUUGUGAAAUGCUUCCUGCUAUAGAACUAGCUCAAAGACUGUACAUAUUUACAAGAAACUUUAUAUUCGUAAAAAAAAAAAAAAGGAUAUUGAAUUGGUUUCUACUUUUUUAUUGUAAAAGGUGCAUUUUUCAACUCUUACUUUUGGUUUCAACGGUGGUAGUUGUGGACAGCCAUCUUCACUGGAGUGUGGGGAGCUCCGUGUGACUACCGAGAUGCCAGCAGGAAAUAUCGUAACACGAAAUUGCAGUCAAAGCUUAUUAGCAUAAAUAAGAUUCUAGGUCCAAAAGUACAGGCAUUUUCUUCAUUACCUUUUUUAUUCAGAACGAGGAAAAGAUCACAAGGAACGGUUCAAGAUCCACCUUGAGAGGAAUGAACUCUGUUGAACAAAUAGUCAAAUAAAGCAAUGAUCUAAAAUGUU
Messenger RNA from Balaenoptera acutorostrata (minke whale), 8551 nucleotides. It is a transcript of the gene CIT, whose product is annotated as citron rho-interacting serine/threonine kinase. NCBI's taxonomy places the organism in Eukaryota, Metazoa, Chordata, Mammalia, Artiodactyla, Balaenopteridae. The record is from RefSeq and is a predicted model, not a curated record. Gene Ontology annotation, cellular component: cytoskeleton; cytoplasm. Gene Ontology annotation, molecular function: ATP binding; protein serine/threonine kinase activity. Gene Ontology annotation, biological process: peptidyl-threonine phosphorylation; mitotic cytokinesis; actomyosin structure organization.